Messenger RNA from Sphenostylis stenocarpa, 1089 nucleotides. The record is from the annotation of a GenBank genome assembly. NCBI's taxonomy places the organism in Eukaryota, Viridiplantae, Streptophyta, Magnoliopsida, Fabales, Fabaceae.
AUGAAGACCUCUUUUGUUGUGUUGGUUCUGCUUGUUCUUUCCGUUGGAAUUGAAAAUGAAGGAGGACUGAAAGUGGUCGAGGGAAAAGUAUGCGAAGUGAAAUUGUAUGACUUCUGUGAUAGUGAUAUUUGUUUCGUGGAUUGCCCCAAGUCUUCUCCCCACGAGAACAGUUUUGAUUUCAAAUUUGUUGGAAAAAUGUUGGAACUACCAUUCAACAUGGCACUGCGGUUCCCGAAUUUGGAUUUGAAGUGUGUGCCCUUUGGCGAGAACCUAAACCCUGAAGUGCUUGGUGGCCUAGUUACUCUUGUUGCUCUUGGCUUUACUGCUGCAUAUAUCAGAUAUCGCACCAAACACCCCAAAGGAUGCUUGGACCCACAAAAUUUCAAAGAAUUCAAACUGAUAAAGAAGACUCAGCUGAGCCACAAUGUUGCAAGAUUCAGAUUUGCCCUUCCUACUCCUUCUUCUGUAUUGGGUCUUCCUGUUGGGAAAAACAUACUUGCUAGGGGAAGAGAUAGCAAAGGAGAGGAAGUUAUGAGAUCAUAUACUCCAAUCACGUUGGAUUCAGAUGUUGGCUACUUCGAGUUGGUUGUCAAGAUGUACCCAAAUGGAAAAAUGUCCCACCAUUUUAGACAAAUGAAAGAAGGUGAUUAUUUGGCUGUGAGGGGCCCCAAGGGACGUUUCACUUACGUAGCUGGGCAAGCUAGGGCAUUUGGAAUGCUUGCUGGAGGGUCAGGCAUAACUCCAAUGUUUCAGCUGAUAAGAGCCAUUUUAGAAAACCCUAAGGACAAAACAAAGUUGCACCUCAUUUAUGCCAAUGUAACAGUCGACGACAUUCUGUUGAAGGAAGAACUAGAUAAGUUUGCAGAAAAUUUUCCAGACAGAUUUGAAGUCUAUCAUGUUCUUAAUAAGCCUCCUCCCCAAUGGAAUGGUGGCAUUGGGUAUAUUACUAAAGAGAUGAUUCAAUCACAUUUCCCUGAACCAGCCCAAGAUAUUCAGAUACUUAGAUGUGGUCCACCAGCUAUGAACAGAGCCAUGGCUACUCACCUUGACGCCCUUGGCUACACACAAAGAAUGCAGUUCGAGUUCUAA